AUGGACAUGGUGUUCGAGGAGGUGCUAGACGAUCGCACUCUGUGUUACAUUGAUGAUAUCAUCAUCGCGACGGACACGGUGCCGGAGAUGAUGCAGCGGCUGGAGAAGGUCUUGCGACUGUGCAGAGAGAGAGGCUUCCAUCUCAGGCUAGAUAAGAGCGAGUGGCUCAAGCCCGAAGAGAGGAAGAUAGGUAACGUUCUCAAUGCCCCCGCCCCCACCUCAAGGAAGGAACUGCAGAGCUUCCUGGGAGCCGUUGGGUACCUACGACCCUUCAUCCCGCGGUUCGCCGAGUACACUGCCCCACUGUUCGAGUUGCUCAAGAAGGGCAGGCUGUUCGUCUGGUCAGAUGCUCGAGGAGAGGCGUUCAUGAGGCUGAAGCAGGCGGUAGCCGGGGCGUCGUUUCUCCACAGGCCGGUUCCGGGGGCGCCGCUCGUCAUCGAAACAGAUGCCUCAGAGGUUGGCAUUGGCGCGGUGUUGAAGCAGGCGCAAGAGGGCAGAGAGGUCCCGUUACAGUUCGCGUCCAAGAAGUUCACAGACGCGGAGAGAAAGUGGGAUACGAGAGAGAGGGAGCUCUUCGCCGUCAAGUGGGCUGUAGAGAAGUGGUGCGACUACGUAGCGCUCCAUCAUUUCACCGUACGCACAGAUUACGCCAACCUACGCUACCUUGUGGGGGUAGACAAAGGGAAGGUGUUCCGCUGGGCGCUGGCGCUCAGCAGGUUCAACUUCACCUUAGAGUUCCUGUCGGGAGAGAAGAAUAACAUGGCGGACUGGUUGUCGCGGUACGCAGCGGAAGACGAAGAGUGCGACGCAGAGAUCGAGGCAAUGGCCUUGGGCGGUAGAGUGAUAGGCCACAGUACCGGCAGCUGGAGCCGCAAGGAGUGCCUGGGGUGA
This is a messenger RNA of Gregarina niphandrodes, 891 nucleotides long. Its product is annotated as putative Gag-pol polyprotein. The transcript has 3 exons. The record is from RefSeq and is a predicted model, not a curated record. Bases 1 to 891 code for a protein of 296 amino acids. NCBI's taxonomy places the organism in Eukaryota, Apicomplexa, Conoidasida, Eugregarinorida, Gregarinidae.